CAGGAAGGACGUCUGUUAGCAGGGGCUCACACUGAUCCAAGUUAGGAGCUCUCAGCUGCUAGCUUUGGCCCAUCAUGUAAGUGCCUGCCGAGGUUUCUUUGCAGAGCGCUUGCAGAAAUUCUCCCGUUUUCGUUGCGCUUUGCGAGGCGUGCAAUUGCAAUCCCAGCCUUUGCACGGAGAAGAGCGCACACGACGCCCAAAGGAUCCGAGUGCAUGAAGAUCGGGGCUUGUAUUUUGCACCUUUGUCGCAAAGCAAGCCCGCUUAAAGCCUCACUGCGAGGGCUAGAUGGAGGGAGGGAGCGACAAGGAAGGCAAAGUCUUUUGUGCUUCCCCUUCCCCCAACAAUCCGAAAGGGGAGAUGUCCGUGCCAAAACCAGCAGGUAAAAAGAAGCCACCUCUCCGGCUUCCAAGAGAGGCGUUUCUGAAACCACAGCCUGCACCUGCACCCCCGAGAGACCUGGACUCCAAAGCCUGUGUUACCAUUGGAGAAAAGAACUUUGUGGUGAAAGCAGAUGAUUUGGAGCAGAUUGGGGAGUUGGGACGAGGGGCUUAUGGAGUGGUGGACAAGAUGAGACACGUCCCCAGUGGCCUGAUAAUGGCAGUAAAGCGGAUCCGGGCCACAGUAAACACACAGGAGCAGAAACGACUGCUAAUGGAUCUGGACAUCUCAAUGAGAACAGUAGACUGCUUUUUCACUGUUACCUUCUAUGGGGCUCUCUUCAGAGAGGGUGACGUGUGGAUCUGCAUGGAGCUGAUGGACACCUCUCUGGAUAAGUUCUAUAAGCAGGUGCAUGAGAUGGGUAUGACCAUUCCAGAGGACAUCCUUGGCAAGAUCGCAGUCUCUAUCGUGAAAGCAUUGGAGCAUCUCCACAGCAACCUGCAAGUGAUACACAGAGAUGUGAAACCCUCUAAUGUCCUGAUAAACAUGCAGGGCCAGGUGAAAAUGUGUGAUUUUGGCAUCAGCGGGUACCUGGUGGAUUCGGUGGCAAAGACCAUGGAUGCUGGCUGUAAACCUUACAUGGCGCCUGAGAGAAUCAACCCAGAGACCAAUCAGAAAGGCUACAAUGUAAAGUCUGAUAUCUGGAGUUUAGGAAUCACAAUGAUUGAGCUGGCCAUUCUGCGGUUUCCCUAUGAGUCAUGGGGAACGCCAUUUCAGCAGCUCAAGCAGGUGGUGGAAGAGCCGUCACCCCAGCUGCCUGCAGACCGCUUCUCAGCCGAGUUUGUGGACUUCACGUCACAAUGCUUAAAGAAAAAUUCCAAAGAGCGGCCAAACUAUACAGAGCUAAUGCAACAUCCCUUCUUCACCCUCCAUGACUCCAAAGACACAGACGUGGCUUUCUUUGUCAAGAGCAUCCUCGGGGACUGAGAGCGUCCCUCUCGGCAAAACUGACGUAUUGCCGCGGGAGGAGGGAGAGAUGGGACUGUUUCAGGAAAAAAAACACCAAUAGCAAGACUAACACCUGUAAGACAUGCCCACCUCAGCUACCAGCAGUGCACAUGCACUCAAGAGGGGCUGGGGGACAGAAACUGAGGGGGGCAGGGUGUUUCUUAACAACACAUGGGAGUAGGGCAUGGGACGGGAAUCUUAGUACGUGUGUGCGCGCGCAUGUAUGCAUGUGCAAUUGUGUGUGUGUGUGUGUGUGUGUGUGUGUAUAUGUAUGUUUGAAUUUAAUGCCUGCCUGUAUGUGCAUACAUGUGCAUUUUUAAAAGGUUUUACAGUCCCAAAUCUGAAUUUCAUGUCAGUUAAUCUAUUGUUCAAUCGCAGUCAAAACUCCGCUUUACCUCUCAAUCCAAAAAGCAGUUUUAGAAUCAGGUGAAUCUGUUAUAGAUGUCUGUUGAGUUUUCCCCAGUGGCACUUCAGUGUUGAAGUUACCAACAACGUCCGGUUCCUCAAAAUAAAACGAAUUAAAAUAAAAAUAUAAAGUGAGUGGAAUAUAUAUUUAUCCAUUAUCUAGAUAUGUAUAUAUCCUCAAAGAUAUUUCUUGAAUUUGUUUAUUGAGCACAUAAGGAAAAUAUACACUGUUGGCUGCAAGGAGUGAUGACAAUAAUAAAAAAAAGAAAUAUGUAAAAAAAAAAAAAUGGAUGAAUGGAAUAUCAGAUCAGUUUGGAAAUGCUGUCAGAAUAGUAAGGGUUUAGGAACUAGGCCCACAAAGCUGUCCCUGCAUUACAUGCUAAAGGGGUAGUUCACCCAAAAAGGAAAAUUUGUUCAUUUAAUCACCCUGUUUUACAAAGCUGUGUGAUUUGCUCACUCUAGGAAAUGUUAGGCAGAAUCCUCUGUCUCAGUCAUCAUUCACUUUCAUUCUAUGGAAAAAAAAAACAGAAGAUCGAAAGCCACAGGUCUGGAACGAAAUGAGGGUGAGCAAAGGAUAACAGAAUUUUCAUUUUUGCUUGAACUGUCCCAUUAAUAGCCAGAAGUGGAGCUUUGCUUUACCUGCAAGGCCUAAAUGCAGUGGUUGGUAUCAAACACUGCUUUCCAAAUACCCUCCAUGAACUCUGUGUGAACGUAUGUGUGUGCUUUAUUUGCUACUUGUCUAUACCAAGGUAAUUUUGGGGCAAAAGAUAUCUUAGUCUGUUGGCUACAUCUGGUCCUCUCUGUUCUGAGCCAAUAAAAAAAGAAAAGAAAAAAAAAGAAUCUGACUAUUUUCAACUGCAAUCGAACUGGAAAUUAUUCUAUUAUUAUUACUAUCAUAUUAUUUUAUUAUUAUACACACUGCAUAUGUAUUACCGUAAUGAGGUGUUUUGCAGUUUCUGUACGUUGUGUUGUAACUGCUGUUUUUCUCAUUGGAAACUUGACAAUAUCUUUUUAAUUUUAAGAAUGUGUGCAGGUAUGAGUGUGUUUAAGUGAGAGCGUGAGCGUGUACAUGCAUGCAUGUGAGCGUUUUUAUAUAAGAGUCUGAACACACGUAGCUGACACUUUCAAAGCCUCACUGUGACUCGGAAGCCUGAUUUUGUGCCUCUCUAUAGAAAAAAAAAGCUAAAGAAUUCACCUACAGUACAUUAAAACAAACUACAAAACCCACGCUGCUUGUGUCACAAAGACAUGCUUUGCUUUCCUCAGGCUUUGGAUAGUGGUGAGGGGUCUGAUGCUUCGCUUUCUGGGCUUCUGGUUUUAAUCUCGUUAAAUUCUGUAAGAUGGAGAUGAUGUAUGCGUGCGUGUGUGUGUGAUCUUUUUUUUUUUUUUUUUUUGGUUGGUCUUUUUUGUCUUGUGACCACUGUACACAGAAUGGAUAACACUGCUGAUUUGCCUGUAAUCGUUAUAUUGUUUGAUUCAAACAUAAAAGUUCUCUUAUAUCUUCGCUGCUUCUUUUUGAUAUGGGCAAUAUGAUAAUGAAAUCAGUGUCAGUUUUUUGGGGCCAGUUCAACCUGAAGAUAUCCACUCCCGUGCAGUUUGGUUUGACAUGGUAUAGUAAAUCUAUAUGCAUUAUAUUUGUGUACAAUAGAAAUGUAUUUUCAAACUUCAGAAAAAGUUGGUUUAUCUGGGCAUAUCUUACAAAACCUGUCAAGAACAUAUUGAGGUUAAUGUUUCACCCUAAAUAAAUGUUUUUUUGUUUUCAAAAAUACUUUCAAUUGAAAAAAUAAAAGGAAAAAGAUUCUUUUGCUUUUUGACAUUUCAGCACAUUCCCCCCAGAAUUUGUAUUAAUGUCAAUAAACCUCAUUACUGAAAAAAAAAAUCUUACUGUAAUGCAAAUAGAAAUGUAAUAUUUAAAUAUAUUAUUUCAAAAUACAGUGCCAAGAAAAAGUAUGUGAACCCUUUGGAAAUAGCUGGUUUUCUGCAUUCCACCGCAUCUACCUGACAUUAUCCUGUAGCAUAUCUUGAUGCACUUUGGAAGUCAUUUUUCCCUCGAUGAUGGCAAGCGGCCCUGAAGCAGCAAAGCAGCCCAUAAUCAUGAUCCUCCCUCCACUGUACUUCACCGUUGCGAUGUUUUCAUGUUGGUAUGCGGUACCCUUUUCACGCAAUGCGUAGUGAUGUGUGUUCUUCCCAAACAAUUCAACCUUAGUUUCAUCAGUCCACAAAACAUUUUCCAAAUAACGUUUAGCAAACUUCAGGCCUUCAGCAAUGUUUUGUUGGAAAGCAGUGGAUUCCUUUGUGGUGUCCUACCAUGGACACCAUGCCUGUUUAAUGUUUUCCAUGUAGUAGACUCAUGAACCGAGACGUUAACCAGUUCCAAUGGUUCCUUCAAGUCUUUAGCUGUCAAUCAAGGGUUCUUUUUUACCUCACUGAACAUUCUGCGGCAUGCCCUUUGAGUCAUCUUUGGUUGGAUGGCCACUUCUAGGGAGCGUAUCCACAGUACUAAAUUUUCUGCAUUUAUAGGCAUCUUGUCUAUCUGUGGACAGAUGAAUAUCAGAACGGUUUGAGAUAUCUUUGUAACCCUUCCCAGCUUAAGUUCUUGAUUGUAGUUCUUAUAUCUUUCUUUUUUUGAUCCACAUCAGCAGAUGCUUCUUGUAAAUGGCAAACUCAAAACGUUUGUGCUUUUUAUAAAUCAAAAUAGCUCUAACCCACACCUACAAUAUCGUUUAAUUAAUUGGAUGCCAGGUUUGCAGACUCCUGACUAAUUAGCUAUCGUUGAUAUCAUUAGCCUAGAGGUUCACAUACUUUCUCCAACCUACACUGUGAAUGUUUGAUGUAUUUAAUAUGUACAAGAAAAAUACAUUAAUUUGUGUGUUAUUAGUUAAAACAGAUGAAGAUCAAGCCAAAUUUUAAUACAAAUGUAUACAUAAAUGCAGGUAAUCUUGACACUGUAUUUAUAUAUCAUGAUGUUAUUUGUACUGCUAUUAUGCGGGCUGAUUUAAAAAAAAAUUAUAUACUUAUAAAAAAUACUUCAUUACCAUAAUGAGAAUGUAUAGAGAAUAAUUAAAAAAUGUAAGGAACUCAAGUAAAAUGUUCGUACACAUUACAGUAAUGUUAAUUUCAUAGGGGUACUUGUCAUAAAAAAAAAUGUAUAUCUAUAUAUAAAAUAGGUUUCUAUGUAUGAUAUAUUUCUUAUUUAUUAGAAAAUUACAUUUUGAAAUGUGGCCUUGACAUGUUUUUUGAGAGUCAUCAAACUAACCAUUCAGGUUUUGUUAUCAAGAAUAUUGCAAGUAGAGUUUAAAUACAUAUGCAAAAAAUUUAAAAAUUAACGAGCACAGAAAUACUGAAAAAUGCAAGGACGAACUUCCAUCCAUCCAUCCAUCGUCAACCGCUUAUCCUGUGUACAAGGUCGCGAAGGACGAACUUGGCACUUCAAAAACCUUUCUAGGUGUUCUAGAAUCCAAAUCUUUCCACUCCGUCUGUUUCAUUCAUCCAAAUGAGCAUUCCCAGCCAUCAUUUUUUAAAGCAAUAGAUUAGCUAAGUGGACACCACCAUGGGAUGACCGUAACCAUGAUUACAUUUAGCACAAGCCCUUUUAAAAAGACAACGACUUGGCCUGUGGUACAAGAGCCUUUCCUCUUCAUUUUUCAUUCAUCCCAAUUUCUUCUCCCUUGAGUGAGGUUAUAUCAAUUCUUUGUCAUUUUAUGUCACCUUCUCUUUGCUGAAAGAUUUAGAGUUAGAAGAUUUAUCUGAUGACUUUAAUUUAUUUUUAUCAAACGUCUUGUGACUCACAUGUCCACCCUAAAAUGCUCUGUCAAGCUAUGAUCUUUUUCCAUUCAUUUACUCAUUGUGACGAGAAGUCAACCUGGGCGUUCGAGGAACAUCAUGCAAUUCUCCUCUUCACAAGUUGUCCCAUCCAAUAAAAUUAUUUUUAUAGGUGAUGCAUGCAAAAUGUGUGGAGUUUGAUAUUUAAGUUAGAUUUGAGACUCAGGUAACUUGUUUUAGGGUGAUUACAUUCAUUUAAAAAAUUUUUUUGCAAAGUUGUGCCAUACAUUCUGGUAUUACCUGUUUGGUUUUGCGCAUUGUUUCAGUAUACCUUUAAAUCUAGUUUUAGGUUCUUGAUUUGAGUUUAAUAAAACCUCUGUUUCAUAUGCAUUCAUUUUUAUGUUUCUUUUCGAGGGCCGUUUGCAUAUAUAUCCUUUAUUAAUGAAUGUAACAUCAGAUGAGAUGCAGAAAAUAGUUAUUUUAUCAGAUAUCCACAGGACAUCAUAUCAUUUGUAUGCUUUGUGUUUGACCCUUUAUGCCUGUGGGUUGUAUUUUCUUUCUGUCGUCUAUUCUUUGACAGGAAACUGGCUAGCUGCAUAUGCUGUAGACGUCAAAAAUUGUCUCAAAGAGGUGUGUUUACGUUUGAUUGUUAAUUAAAGGGUUACAGCCU
Molecule: messenger RNA, 6224 nt
Organism: Xyrauchen texanus (razorback sucker)
Lineage: Eukaryota; Metazoa; Chordata; Actinopteri; Cypriniformes; Catostomidae
Product: dual specificity mitogen-activated protein kinase kinase 6
Exons: 12
Coding region: 287-1366 (359 amino acids)
Biological process (GO): MAPK cascade; protein phosphorylation
Molecular function (GO): ATP binding; MAP kinase kinase activity
Source: RefSeq, a predicted model, not a curated record